Belonocnema kinseyi is the source of this 4083-nucleotide messenger RNA. RefSeq names its product protein RRP5 homolog (gene Rrp5). Gene Ontology annotation, molecular function: protein binding; RNA binding. The transcript has 4 exons. Gene Ontology annotation, biological process: rRNA processing. The record is from RefSeq and is a predicted model, not a curated record. Bases 1 to 4035 code for a protein of 1344 amino acids. Lineage: Eukaryota; Metazoa; Arthropoda; Insecta; Hymenoptera; Cynipidae. Gene Ontology annotation, cellular component: nucleus; nucleolus; small-subunit processome.
AUGACGAAAAAAAUAAAUAAACAAACUUUGUUCACCCGCAAAAGAUUACUAUUCGAAAAAAAUAAUCCCAUAAAGGCAAAAAAAGCACGCGCAAAAAAGGGUUCAAAAAAUAAAGAUCACGUGGAUGAUGUUCUUGUCGCAUCCGCAGCCCAGUCCCUGACGUAUUCAACCUUGUGCCAAGGGAUGGUGAUAUUAGGAAGAGUUCAUGAAGCAACAGAUUACGAUUUGAUCGUUUCUCUACCAGGCCGUUUAGGUGGCCGAGUCAAGGUCACAGAUAUCAGUGAAUCUUACACGAAUUUGCUGCAGAGCAUAGUCAAUUCGAAAAGCGAUUCACUCUCCGAUUUCAAGUCCCUGCCGGAGCUGUACACGGCAGGGGAUUAUGUCGUUGCUUAUGUGAAAGCUCUGGAUGAAGAUGAAAGAUGGCGAGUCACCUUAUCCUUGGAAUCGAGUCUGGUCAACCAAAAUUUAAGUGCCAAUUUCUUAUCGAAGGGUUCCAAAAUUGUCUGCACGGUAGGCAGCAUUGAGGAUCACGGAUAUGUCAUUGAGACUGGAAUCAAUAAUGUGAGAGCAUUUUUAUCAAAGAAGGACGUCGAGGGAAACACUGAAUAUUUUCCAGGAAAACAAAUUACCUGCGCGGUAAAACACAUAAAAAUGGCCGACAACUCGUCCACAAUUGCACUCUCGACAAAGCAGAAACACUUGGAGAUGGUCCUCGAAGAAAUAAAAUCCCUAGAUAGUCUUAUCCCCGGUACGGAAUUAACUCUCACCGUGAAAAAUGUACUUUCCAACGGCUUACAAGUCACCUAUAACGAUGAAAGCAUCGGCUACAUUAACCAAAUCCACAUUCCCAAGACUCUGUCCCACUACACACCCGGAAUGGAAGUCGAUGGAACAUUGCUUUACGUAAUUCCAACCGUGAAAUUCGCCUACUUCACUCUCCUCAAGCGAACAGCUGAAAAGUCCCAACUAAACAAGGGCGAUAUCGUGGAAAGCGCUCGAGUUUUGUGUCGAGAAUCGAACGGAGUGGUUCUCAAAUUAGGAAAAGGUUUGAGAGGAUUCCUCCCGUAUCGGCGAACCGACAUCAGCUUUGGCAAAAUGCACGAGGUCUUUGUUCCCGAAUCUGAGCACAAGUGUCGCAUCAUCACCUACGAUCCGAUGGACAGAGUUUAUAUUUGCACGAUGGAGAAGGCACUCAUCAAUGAGAUGCGCCUCUCCAGAUCUAGUUUCACACCCGGGGAAAUAAUGGGUGUGACAAUUGCGGAAAUCAAUGAAGAUACCGGAUUCGUGACGGUCUCUUUCGGGAAAAAUAUCGGAACAGUUCCGCCAGAACAUGUUUCCGAUAUGGGAGGACUGACAUCUGACAUAAAAGUGGGUCAAGUGGUGAAAGCUAGAGUCCUGAGCAGCAGUGAACGAUGUGUAAAGUUCACGCUUAAGUCUCUAUUAAUCAACGACAAAUUGCCUCUGCUAGAUGAUAUCCAGAAGGCGAAGGUCGGCGCCUUCCAUCACGGAACGAUUCGACAGAUUACACCGAGAGGAAUGCUGGUAAAGUUUUUCGGAGAACUUGCCGGAUGGGUUCCCUCGUCGUUUCUCGAUCCGCGAACAGCGAAGAUGAACUGGAAUCACUUCAUCGGACAAGUGGUGACUGUGGAGAUCCGGGUUGUGCAUCCGAGGGAAAGCCGACUGACGCUGAAGAUUGUGAGGGAUCAGAAGAAAAAGGAAGCCAGUUUUAAAAUCGGUGAAGAGGUCCUUGGACUUGUUGUUGAUUCUUCAGUGGAGGGAAUACAGUUGAGGAUUAAGAAGGAGGGUCUGGAGACGAUUGGAUUUCUUCCAGCUGGUCAUAUCGCGCCUUGUGUGGAACUGGGAGGUCUAAUCGCAGCCAAGACUCUCCCUGGCGAUGAGAUUCUUGCCCUGGUUUUCUCGACCUUUCCUAAUCUGCUUCUAACCACCUCGUUGGUCCCUUCGAAAGAAGAGGCUGACUUCAAAAAACUGAAAGUCAACUCGAUCGUUCUUUUCUCGGUGGAAGAAAUCAGCGAGGAAAAAAUGAAAGUGAGAAUGCCGAUCGAGGGAUUUAAUGAGCCCGGAAUAGUCGAGAAGGCGCGGAUAGAAAACGCGGAUUUGAUACAUCCUCGACAGAUUCUCCAAGGCAAAAUAAUUGCGGUGAAUUUGAAACGAAAGAGAGUGUUUUUAACUACGUAUUUUAGGGACUUUUGCAAGGAAGCCGGCAACACAGAGGAUUUGAUAAUGUCCUCGAUUGAUGCGCUCAGUCUUUAUUUGUCCAAAAUGAAGGAGUUGGGAGAGAAAAGUUUCUACAAGAAGAAGCCGAUAUCGUCAGUGAAGAUGGGCCAGAAAGUUAAGGGUGUUGUGGAGAAGGUGACGGCGCAUGGUCUCGUUUUGAAGCUGAAGAACAAUUUGCAAGCCACGGUUCGGAAAGAUCACUACAAGGGGAAUUUGAAGGUAGGAGACAAAGUGGAAGGGACAAUUCUCUGGGUGAAUUUCAUCUACGAUCUUGUGGAAGUAACUCUCUUGAGUCAAUUGAUUGGACACAUCAGACAAAAGCAAGACAAUGUUCAGAAUUUCCCACCCGAGACACUCUUGCGAGGGACUAUUAUUCUCAUCACGAAUUGGUUCAUCCUCGUUCUUCUGAAGGGAGCAAACAGCGGUUGUUUGGUCGCUCUCCCAGCGAGAUUGCACCUGAACGAUCUGAAUCCAAAUUUGUCAACUUAUACCCUCGGCCAGAAGGUUCGUUGCUACACUGUAUUGACUGAAGCAGAUACUAAUCUGUUACCCAUCUGUCUACCAAAGGCAGUUUUUGACGCGAAAAAGGUGAACAAGCCGCAGAAUCUUGUGAAGAAAUCUGCUCUGAUAAAGAAAACUGAAAUAAAGGAAGAGAAUAGCAAGAAAAGGAAGAGCGAGCCAGAAGAGAAAGAAGAGAAGAAAAGGGCGAAGAAGGAAAAAUUGAAAGAAGUGGAGGCGGUAGAAGAAGUUGAAGAAAGUGCUGAAGAAUCUGAAGAUGAAAAGAGCAAAUUGACUAUCCCUGAGUGCGGAUUUUACUUUGACACGACACCAAGUGUUGUGUCUCUAAAUGAGGAAUCUUCGAGCGACAGUGAGACGGAAGAUGAUCAACCGAAGCAGAAAAAGAAGAAGUUGUCUGGCGCUGAGCGUCGUGAGCAGGAGAGGCAGAAAGAGAGAGAGAUUCGAGAACGUGAGGAGGCACUGGCUUCCUCGCAGAUGCCAAAUUCGGUGGAUCAGUUUGACAGAUUAGUUCUUGGGAGUCCUGACAGCUCGCUCGUUUGGAUGCAGUACAUGGCCUAUCAUCUGCAGGCUACGGAAGUUGAGAAGGCGAGGGCGGUCGCGAAACGAGCAGUGAAAACAAUCAACUUCCGGGAGGAGGAUGAGAGGCUGAAUGUCUGGCAGGCUUGGUUGAACCUGGAAUCGAGAUUUGGCACUCCUGAAUUGCUGGAUGAAGUUUUUCAGGAAGCUAUCAGGGUCAAUGACGCCGAGAAGAUUUAUAGUCACAUGCUGACUAUUUAUGCUGAUACUGGGAAGCAAAAAGAUAUGGAGAAGAUGGUGAAUAUGAUUGUGAAGAAGUUUAAGGAGAAGCCGGAAAUGUGGAUUAAGUGUGGAUCGUCGUUGCUGAUGGUGGGGUUGAAGGAGAAGUCGAGGCAUAUCAUGCAGAGAGCACUGCAAUCUUUACCAGCACAUGAACAUGUUAAUUUAAUAAUAAGAUUCGCACACCUGGAGAACAAUUUUGGAGACAAAGAGAGAUCGCAAACGCUUUUUGAGCAAGUUGUGACGACUUAUCCAAAACGUACCGAUGUGUGGUCGUCCUAUGUGGAUAGUUUAGUUAAGUCAGGAGAUAUUGAGAUAGCGAGGAAAGUGCUGGAACGGUCGGUUACCACACUGGUUCUUCCGCCGAGGAAGAUGAAAGUUUUGUUUAAAAAAUUCGUCAAUUUUGAAGAACAAUUCGGAACACCGGAAGCUGUUCAAAAAGUUCGAGAACAGGCCACCGAGUAUGUGAAAGAACACAGUAAAUGACUGCCGUUUUUAUCUUAAAAACUACUUUGUUCAUAUGAUUAUGUAAAC